Messenger RNA from Mandrillus leucophaeus (drill), 5516 nucleotides. Its product is annotated as dmX-like protein 2. Lineage: Eukaryota; Metazoa; Chordata; Mammalia; Primates; Cercopithecidae. Gene Ontology annotation, biological process: vacuolar acidification. The transcript has 22 exons. Gene Ontology annotation, cellular component: RAVE complex. The record is from RefSeq and is a predicted model, not a curated record. Bases 294 to 5516 code for a protein of 1740 amino acids. Gene Ontology annotation, molecular function: protein binding.
ACACGCACCCUUGCCCUCCUCCCGCAUUUGUGCGCCGGUGCAGCAGGCAGUGGGAACAUCCGGGCAUUUCCGCAGCUGAGCGGCGACCCGGGCGGCGGCGGCGGUCGAGGAGCUCCCUCAUGGCAGGGACGAGGCGGAGGGAAGGCGAAAGCGGGGCGAGGAGUUAAGCCGGAGCCUCCGCGGGGCGGGUUUCCGAGGGAGGCACAGAGGGAAGCGGCUCUCGCGGCCGGAGGAGGGCCGGGCGCGGGGCUCGUCGCCCCUCUCGCGCAUUUUGUACAGCCCGGGCUCCGGAGAUGCAUCUGCAUCAGGUCCUCACUGGGGCUGUCAACCCUGGAGACAACUGCUACUCCGUGGGCAGCGUCGGGGAUAUCCCCUUCACGGCAUAUGGAUCAGGCUGUGAUAUUGUUAUUUUGGCAAAUGACUUUGAAUGUGUACAGAUCAUUCCUGGUGCUAAGCAUGGAAACAUCCAAGUCAGCUGUGUGGAGUGUUCUAACCAACAAGGAAGAAUUGCAGCUUCAUAUGGUAAUGCUGUUUGUAUAUUUGAGCCCUUGGGCAUAAAUUCUCAUAAAAGAAAUUGUCAACUCAAGUGCCAGUGGCUUAAAACUGGGCAGUUUUUUUUGAGUUCUGUGACGUACAACUUAGCAUGGGAUCCUCAAGAUAAUAGAUUGUUGACAGCAACUGAUUCCAUUCAGUUGUGGGCUCCUCCAGGAGAUGAUAUUCUGGAAGAGGAGGAAGAAAUUGAUAAUAAAAUUCCUCCUGUUUUAAAUGAUUGGAAGUGCGUCUGGCAGUGCAAAACCUCAGUAUCUAUACAUUUGAUGGAAUGGUCUCCUGAUGGUGAAUAUUUUGCUACUGCUGGAAAGGAUGAUUGUCUUUUGAAAGUGUGGUAUCCUAUGACUGGUUGGAAGUCUUCAAUUAUACCUCAGGAUCAUCAUGAAGUGAAAAGGAGACAGUCCUCUACUCAAUUUUCCUUUGUUUACUUGGCACAUCCCCGAGCUGUGACAGGUUUUUCAUGGCGUAAAACUAGCAAGUAUAUGCCCAGGGGUUCUGUCUGUAAUGUGUUAUUAACUUCGUGUCAUGAUGGUGUGUGCCGGCUCUGGGCAGAAACUUUAUUACCAGAAGACUGUCUUUUGGGUGAGCAGAUUUGUGAGACUACCACUUCCAGCAUUGCCAGCAACCUUUCUCAUGCUGGAAGACACAAAGACAGAAUACAGCAUGCUCUUGAGACAAUACACCAUUUGAAAAAUUUAAGGAAAGGACAGAGGAGGUCAUCUGUUCUUGUAACUCAUGCUGAAUUAAUGCCCGACCAGACAGCAAUGCAUGAAGUUCAAAGACACAUUUCCCACCAUGCAAAUGCACUCUGUCAUUUUCAUAUUGCAGCAAGCAUCAACCCUGCCACAGAUAUUCCAAAUGUCUUGGUUGGCACUGCAUUUAAUGUUGAUGAUGGAAAUGGGGGCUUUGUAGUUCAUUGGUUAAACAACAAGGAAUUUCAUUUUACGUCAUCUACAGAAAUAUUUAUGCAUCAGUUACGAAAACUUUCUGAUAAGCAGGUAGAUCAUGAAAGUGAUGAUGCAGAUAGAGAAGAUGAGGAACAUUCACAGGAGGAUAGAGAACGGGGUUUACAUAUGAAAUUAGACCAUGAUUUAUCCCUGGAUAGAGAAUCUGAGGCAGGUACAGGAUCAUCGGAACAUGAAGAUGGAGAAAGAGAAGGAAGUCCUAGAACUUAUUCACGACUUAGUGUACCAAUGCCACUGCCUACGGUUCUGCUUGAUCGGAAGAUUGAAACGCUGCUAACUGAAUGGAAUAAGAAUCCUGAUAUGCUUUUUACAAUACACCCUGUAGAUGGUACCUUUCUAGUGUGGCAUGUAAAGUAUUUGGAUGAAUAUAAUCCUGGAAUAUUUAGACAAGUCCAGGUUUCUUUUUCUUCUCGGAUUCCUGUUGCAUUUCCCUCUGGUGAUGCUAGCUCUCUUAGUAAAAAUAUCAUGAUGUAUGCCUGUAUAAAUGCGACAAAAGAUUCUGACCACACCUUGUUACACGAGGAGGGGAUGUCUAUAGGCAGUCCUCACGGAUCACAGCCACACUCUAGAUCACACAGUACAAAUAUGAACAUCUUAGCUCCCACAGUGAUGAUGAUUUCUAAACACAUAGAUGGUUCUUUAAAUCAGUGGGCAGUCACUUUUGCUGAUAAGUCUGCCUUUACCACUGUUCUAACUGUAUCUCACAAAUUUAGAUAUUGCGGUCAUCGAUUUCACCUCAAUGACCUGGCAUGUCAUUCAGUUUUGCCAUUGUUAUUGACAUCCUCUCAUCAUAAUGCUCUGUUGACUCCUGAAUCAGAUUAUCAGUGGGACUCAGACAAUAAAUUAAGUAGAUUAAUGGACCCUGUAAAACAUAUGAAAGGUUCCUCAAAACAGCCUCUUAGAAAUGCAGCAACUCGUACAUUUCAUGACCCAAAUGCGAUCUACAGUGAACUUAUUCUGUGGCGUGUAGACCCAAUAGGACCUUUGUCAUACACCGGAGGAGUAUCAGAAUUGGCUCGAAUUAACUCUUUACAUACCUCAGCGUUCUCUAACGUGGCUUGGCUUCCAACUCUCAUUCCCAGUUACUGUCUAGGCACAUAUUGCAAUUCUGCAAGUGCUUGCUUUGUUGCUUCUGAUGGCAAAAAUCUGAGACUCUAUCAAGCUGUAGUGGAUGCAAGGAAAUUAUUGGAUGAAUUGUCAGACCCAGAAUCUUCAAAACUUAUUGGAGAAGUGUUUAAUAUUGUGAGCCAACAGUCUACUGCUCGACCUGGCUGCAUUAUUGAACUCGAUGCAAUAACCAACCAAUGUGGCUCAAAUACACAGUUGCUUCAUGUGUUUCAAGAAGACUUCAUUAUAGGAUAUAAACCACAUAAAGAAGAUAUGGAGAAAAAGGAAACAGAAAUAUUUUUUCAGCCAUCACAAGGAUACCGCCCACCACCGUUUUCAGAAAAGUUCUUUCUAGUAGUAAUUGAGAAGGACAUCAAUAAUAACUCUAUUCUGCAUAUGUGGCACCUUCAUCUUAAAUCUGUACAAGCAUGUUUAGCUAAAGCUUCAGAAGGUGCUUCCUCUAAGAGUCUACUUUCAGUCCCUGGACAGAAGAAUGUAGAUUCUUCUCCAGAAACCUCUCCUAGUGUGAGCCCCAUGCCACAUUCUUCAUCAAUUGCCAAUCUUCAAACUGCCAGUAAACUUAUUCUGAGUUCUAGACUGGUGUAUAGCCAACCCCUUGAUCUCCCAGAAUCAGUUGAAGUAAUAAGAGCAACUCCUUCAGCAGGCCAUCUGAGUUCUUCUUCAAUUUAUCCAGUGUGCCUUGCACCUUAUUUAGUGGUUACAACUUGUUCUGACAAUAAAGUACGCUUCUGGAAAUGUUGUAUGGAAACCAACCCAGACUGUAAUAAAAGUGAUGAGAAAGAAAUUUAUCAUUGGAAGAGAUGGCCUUUGAUGAAUGAUGAAGGAGAAGAUAAUAGCAGUACAGUGAGCAUCGUGGGAAGACCAGUUGCUGUUAGCUGUUCAUACACAGGUCGUCUUGCAGUGGCUUAUAAGCAACCUAUCCACCAUAAUGGUUUUAUUUCUAAAGAAUUUUCCAUGCAUGUUUGUAUAUUUGAAUGUGAAUCUACAGGAGGAUCAGAGUGGGUUUUAGAACAAACAAUUCAUCUUGAUGAUUUGGUUAAGGUUGGGAGUGUACUUGAUUCAAGGGUCAGCGUUGACAGUAAUCUGUUUGUGUAUAGCAAGUCAGAUGCACUCUUGAGCAAAGAUAGAUACCUUAUUCCGAAUAUCAAACAUUUAGUACAUUUGGACUGGGUAUCAAAAGAAGAUGGCUCCCACAUUCUUACAGUGGGGGUCGGUGCUAAUAUCUUCAUGUAUGGAAGGCUUUCAGGAAUUGUGACUGAGCAAACCAACAGUAAGGAUGGAGUAGCUGUCAUUACUUUACCACUAGGUGGUAGUAUCAAGCAAGGGGUUAGGUCAAGAUGGGUUCUUCUUAGAUCUAUAGACUUGGUAUCUUCCAUUGAUGGUACUCCUUCACUGCCUGUUUCUCUCUCUUGGGUAAGAGAUGGGAUAUUGGUGGUAGGAAUGGAUUGUGAAAUGCAUGUAUAUGCACAGUGGAAGCAUGCUGUCAAAUUUGGAGACACUGAAGCUGACAGUCCUAAUGCAGAAGAGGCAGCAAUGCAAGAUCAUUUGACCUUUAAAUCUAAUAUGCUGGCAAGAAAAAGUAUUGUUGAAGGAACAGCUGUUUCUGAUGAUGUUUUUUGUUCACCAACUGUAAUUCAAGAUGGUGGCUUAUUUGAGGCUGCACAUGUACUUUCCCCUACUCUUCCACAGUAUCAUCCAACUCAGCUGUUAGAAUUGAUGGAUUUAGGGAAAGUGCGAAGGGCUAAAGCCAUUCUCUCUCAUUUAGUAAAAUGUAUUGCAGGUGAAGUAGCAAUAGUUAGAGAUGCUGAUGCUGGAGAAGGAACUAAGCGACAUCUUUCUCGAACUAUUAGUGUAAGCGGCAGUACAGCAAAGGAAACAGUCACCGUAGGAAAAGAUGGUACUCGAGAUUAUACUGAGAUAGAUUCUAUCCCUCCACUCCCACUAUAUGCAUUACUUGCUGCAGAUCAAGAUAUAUCCUACAGAAUUUCAGAAGAAAGUACAAAGAUACCACAGAGCUAUGAAGAUCAGACAGUAAGUCAACCAGAGGAUCAGUAUUCAGAGCUGUUUCAAAUCCAGGAUAUAACAACGGAUGAUAUUGAUUUAGAGCCCGAAAAGAGAGAAAACAAAUCAAAAGUAAUAAAUCUUUCUCAAUAUGGACCAGCUUACUUUGGCCAAGAACAUGCAAGGGUACUUUCAAGUCAUCUUAUGCACUCAAGUCUACCAGGCCUUACCCGUUUGGAGCAGAUGUUCCUUGUAGCUUUGGCUGAUACAGUGGCUACUACCAGUACUGAGCUUGAUGAAAGCAGAGAUAAGAGUUGCUCAGGAAGAGAUACAUUAGAUGAGUGUGGUUUGAGGUACUUGUUAGCUAUGCGCCUACACACAUGCCUUUUGACAUCUCUGCCUCCCUUAUACCGAGUGCAGCUACUGCAUCAAGGUGUGUCUACAUGCCAUUUUGCUUGGGCUUUUCAUUCUGAGGCUGAAGAAGAACUGAUUAAUAUGAUUCCAGCAAUUCAGAGAGGGGAUCCCCAGUGGUCUGAAUUAAGAGCUAUGGGAAUAGGGUGGUGGGUGAGGAACAUUAACACGCUUCGAAGAUGCAUUGAAAAGGUUGCCAAAGCUUCUUUUCAAAGGAACAAUGAUGCCUUAGAUGCUGCACUAUUCUACCUUUCAAUGAAGAAGAAAGCAGUAGUGUGGGGUCUGUUUAGGUCACAGCAUGAUGAAAAAAUGACAACAUUUUUCAGCCACAACUUUAAUGAAGAUAGAUGGCGAAAAGCUGCUUUGAAAAAUGCUUUUUCCUUACUUGGAAAACAACGCUUUGAACAAUCCGCUGCUUUUUUCUUGCUAGCGGGUUCGUUGAAAGAUGCCAUAGAGGUAUAA